Sphaeroforma arctica JP610 is the source of this 576-nucleotide messenger RNA. RefSeq lists its product as hypothetical. The transcript is spliced from 4 exons. NCBI's taxonomy places the organism in Eukaryota, Ichthyosporea, Ichthyophonida. Gene Ontology annotation, biological process: regulation of DNA-templated transcription. Bases 1 to 576 code for a protein of 191 amino acids. Gene Ontology annotation, molecular function: DNA binding. The record is from RefSeq and is a predicted model, not a curated record.
AUGGAUGAAAUACUGCUCUGGCUGGAUACAACGCUGAACAUCGAUCCAAAAAUACUACAAGACGGGGCAAUCCCUGCAAACGGUGGCGCAGACCACAUGGCCAGACAGUUACAGGCAAUACGACGAGACAGGGCAGCGUUGGAAAGAGAGUACAACUCGUUGCUGACGGCACUACGUAUGCGUGAUGCGAUUGAGUCCUGUGAGCAAAACAUUACCGAGCAACUACUCAGGAUGAACUUCAACCCCCAUUCAAAUGGGAAUAGGAAAACGCGUGAGACUGAGUCCGAGGAAGAGUCCACCAGCCCAGAGAGACGAGAGGCCAGAGAUGUGCUGAUGACCUGGCUGUUCCAACAUACUCGCAAUCCAUAUCCCACUAUCACCGAGAAGGAUGUGUUCGUUGAUAAAACAGGCCUCAGUAUCAAGCAAAUCAACUACUGGUUCAUCAACGCCAGGCGGCGGGUGAUCCCGCGCCUACAGGAGCAGGGCAUGCUACCCGAAGUGACUGUGGACGAUGAAGUCAGUGAGAUGGAUGCAGUGAAUAACUGGUACAAACGGCCCAACAUAGAUGAAGACUAA